Artibeus jamaicensis (Jamaican fruit-eating bat) is the source of this 5896-nucleotide messenger RNA. RefSeq names its product zinc finger protein 710 (gene ZNF710). Bases 1495 to 3492 code for a protein of 665 amino acids. The record is from RefSeq and is a predicted model, not a curated record. The transcript is spliced from 5 exons. Lineage: Eukaryota; Metazoa; Chordata; Mammalia; Chiroptera; Phyllostomidae.
GGAAGGGGACUGGCAUACACACUGACCUCAUUUCACUCCCCCCUCGAGUCAGGCAUUUCAUAGAGAGGGAAUAGAAACUUUAGUCCAUAGAGACAGAACAGGGACCUCGGACCAUAGAGAUGAGGAAACUGAGACUUGAUGUGAGGGGAUCUGCUUGGGCUACAAGAAGGACCAAGUGCAGACUGAACUCAAAGCUCAGGGCCAACUCAAAGCUCAUAGAAUCUGCUGUUGAGGGUCAGUUCCUCCCCUUUGCCUGCCCACUGGCCUUACCCCUGGGGAAGUCUGGAAAAAAAAGCUGAGCUCGUAGUCUGCUCAAACCCACAACGGACAUGAGGGUGGCCUUGGGCGGUGCUGGGUGCUGCGUGAGACCAGUCGAUGUGGUGCAGCCCGCAGAGUGGCUGUGGCGGGCACAACAUCUCCCCUGAGAGCUCCGUAAGGGCAGGGUCCCCUCCCCCCCACCUCACCACCUACACCUUGGAGCACAGGGCCCGACCCGGAGCAGGGAAAUUUAGCAAAUAGUAUUUGUCCCACAAACGAACAGGUGAGUUCUCCGUUUCCAGAGGUUGUCUGCAGUCACCCAAACCUUUGCUGAACUGGGGGCCCCAGAAUGGCAAUUCCUCUCAUCUCUGGGGCUUUCGUCAGAAAAGGCUGCUUCUAGAGACCUGGGCAGCGGAGAACAGUGCUUCUUCGUAUCUGUGAGGGUGCCCUGAGGAACUGAGCUCCUUCCCCAGAGAGAUAGCUGAGGCCAUGGCCCUUCCAAGGAUAGGGUUUUCAUCCCCACCUUUAGAUGGGGAGACAGGCAGCGAAGUGACUUUGAAAUAACAGUGCUUAGUCACUUGCAUGUGACAGCUGGGACUUGAGGCUAAGCGGCCCCGACUUCCUCACGGGGCUGGGGGUGGGCCCCUUCAGCCUGUCCCAGAUGGGCCGGAGCCCCGAGUCAGAGGUCCCCUCCAUCUGACCCCUUCCACGAGAACCCUGCUUUAGGCUUAAUAGUUAAGUCUUUAGAGUCCGUGUCAAGGAGGCUAAAUUCCUGUCUGGGGGAUUUUAUUUUUAGCCGGCUGCAGGAAGGGGAGGCUCUGCUGGCCUGCGGGGGGUUGGAGGGGAGACGCCAGGCCAGGGCCUGUUUCCUGAGGAAGGGCUGCCGCUGAGCUGUGCACCAACUGUAGCCCCGCUGGGGGGAGUGGGCGAGGCAGGCAGGAGCCACCCCAGGAAUGUCCGCCUUCCUAUGGCGUGCCUCCCAUGCGCCCAGCCCUGAGCCGGGAGUGGAGGCUUCGAUUGUGAGUCUCCAGUUCAGGCCACGGAGGAGGCCCUCCCACAUCCGGGCACUGCAGGCCAGGAGAGGCCGGCAGAAGGCACAGGCCCGUGAGCCAAGCCGGGCAGCAGAGCCCCAGGAACAGGUGGAAUUUGAGAACAGCCUGGGAGGCUGCUGGUGGGAGGAGCCAGGAGCUCAGCGGGGUUGGAAACAGCGAUGCCCUCCUAGCCAGCCGCCCAGGGAUGGAGGGCUUCAUGGACUCAGGGACUCAGACGGACGCCGUGGUGGUGCUGUCCUUGGCUCAGGCUGCUGUGCUGGGCCUGGUCUCGGAAAAUGAGCUCUUCGGAGCCACCAUAAGCGCCGAAGCCUUCUACCCGGACCUGGGGCCCGAGCUGUCCGGGGCUUCCAUGGGGGAGCCGGGCCCCCCGGGUCCCGACGUCUACCAGCUGGCCUGCAACGGGCGGGCCCUGGAGGAGCCGGCGGAGGAGGAGGUGCUGGAGGUGGAGGCGGCCUUCGAGAAGCACACCCGGCGGAAGACACGGCCGCCCGUGCGGCUGGUGCCCAAGGUCAAGUUUGAGAAGGUGGAGGAGGAGGAGGAACAGGAGGUCUAUGAGGUGUCCGUGCCUGGGGACGACAAGGACGCAGGCCCCGUGGAGGUGCCCGCGGAUGUGGCGGGCGGCGGCUGCGAGUCGCUGGUGCAGAGCAGCGCCGUCAAGAUGAUCGACCUCAGCGCCUUCAGCCGCAAGCCCCGGACACUGCGGCCCCUGCCCCGAGCCCCGCGGCCAGAGCUGGAUGUGGCCCCCUACGACCCCCAUUUCUCCGACCCGGCCCGGGACGGCUUCCCGGAGCCUGGCAUGGCGCUGCCAGGGCCCGAGGCCUUGCCGACGGAGUGUGGUUUCGAGCCGCCCCCGCUGGCGCCCCUGAAUGACCCCGAGGCCCCUACCAUGGAGUCCCCCGAGCCCGUGAAGCCGGAGCAGGGCUUCGUGUGGCAGGAGGCAGGCGAGUUCGAGGCGGACGCGGCGGGCUCCACGGUGGAGCGCCACAAGAAGGCGCAGCUGGACCGGCUGGACAUCAACGUGCAGAUCGACGACUCCUACCUGGUGGAGGCGGGCGACCGCCAGAAACGCUGGCAGUGCCGCAUGUGCGAGAAGUCCUACACGUCCAAGUACAACCUGGUGACGCACAUCCUGGGCCACAACGGCAUCAAGCCGCACUCCUGCCCGCACUGCAGCAAGCUCUUCAAGCAGCCCAGCCACCUGCAGACGCACCUGCUGACGCACCAGGGCACCCGGCCCCACAAGUGCCAGGUGUGCCACAAGGCCUUCACGCAGACCAGCCACCUCAAGCGCCACAUGCUGCUGCACUCGGAGGUCAAGCCCUACAGCUGCCACUUCUGCGGCCGCGGCUUCGCCUACCCCAGCGAGCUCAAGGCCCACGAGGUGAAGCACGAGAGCGGCCGCUGCCACGUCUGCGUCGAGUGCGGCCUGGACUUCUCCACCCUGACCCAGCUCAAGCGCCACCUGGCGUCCCACCAGGGCCCCACCCUCUACCAGUGCCUCGAGUGCGACAAGUCCUUCCACUACCGCAGCCAGCUGCAGAACCACAUGCUCAAGCACCAGAACGUGCGGCCCUUCGUGUGCACCGAGUGCGGCAUGGAGUUCAGCCAGAUCCACCACCUCAAGCAGCACUCGCUCACCCACAAGGGCGUGAAGGAGUUCAAGUGCGAGGUGUGCGGCCGGGAGUUCACGCUGCAGGCGAACAUGAAGCGGCACAUGCUGAUCCACACCAGUGUCCGGCCCUACCAGUGCCACAUCUGCUUCAAGACCUUCGUGCAGAAGCAGACCCUCAAGACCCACAUGAUUGUACACUCGCCGGUGAAGCCAUUCAAGUGCAAGGUGUGCGGGAAGUCCUUCAACCGCAUGUACAACCUGCUGGGCCACAUGCACCUGCACGCAGGCAGCAAGCCCUUCAAGUGCCCCUACUGCUCCAGCAAGUUUAACCUCAAGGGCAACCUGAGCCGGCACAUGAAGGUCAAGCACGGCGUCAUGGACAUUGGUCUGGACAGCCAAGACCCCAUGAUGGAACUGACGGGCACUGACCCCUCCGAGCUGGACGGCCAGCAGGAGAUGGAGGACUUCGAGGAGAAUGCCUUCACCUACGCCGCCGUGGACGGCAGCGCCGAGGCCAGCGUCCUGACCGAGCAGGCCAUGAAGGAGAUGGCCUACUACAACGUGCUCUAGCCGACGCCGAGCCACCCGGGCUGGGGCGAGGAGGGCCCAGGGCGUGGGGGUGAGACCCGCGGGCUUCGGGCUGCGCCUGCCGCCGUGGAGGCGCGAGCGACUACUGCCCCACGGCUCCGAGCCCUCCCUGCUCCCCACCGAGUCGCGUGCACCACAAGGGACUUGGAGACCAAAUGGACUGCACCCCUGGCCUCAGCUGUGAACCCGAACCAGGCCCCAGGCAUCCCGGGGAAGGGAAGGCAACACAGGGGCCCAGGCCUGGGUCUCUGAGCCUGCUGCUGUGGGAAGUGGGGGACAUGUGGACAGGGGCCAUUUGGGGACGGGUCCCGAGGGCACAGGUGCCGGGGCGUUCCCAGGCCCAGCAGAGCUGGGGCAACCCUCCUGCUGGCCCCACAGGGGUCUUGACACUGGAAGAAGAGGCUGCUUGAGCCAGGUUUUGUUUCUCCUCUGGACCAGCUCCUGCUUCAGGGGGUGUCUGAGCUCCUGGGCUGGUCAGCACCGCCCACCACUGCCUGCUAGCCCCCGGGCUUCGAGAAGCCCAGGCCCCAGAGCUGUCUUCCCGCCCUGUCGGUGGACAGCCAGGCAGGGCCCCUGGUGUCUACCUCCUGGUGCCUCCCAAGGCCCCCAACCCCCCCGCCCCACAGCCAGCGUGCUCGGGCCGGCCUGGCUGGCGGGAGAGCAGGUGCAGCUCAGAUCCCCCCUCGAGCGCCCCCUCCGGCCACCCCCUCACCCCUAGAAGGUCUGCAUCUUACAGCCCUAAGAUGGAUUUCCACAAACAUCAUCCAACUCUCUCUUGAUCUGGGACUCCAGGCCAGGGUCCCCGCCCACCCCCACCCCGUGAACAGAGCCGGGACACGCCUCGUGUUGGGCACACACUAACAGAGGGAGGCCCCAUGAACAAGGGUGCAGGGCACAGUGCAGAGGUCACGGGGACCCAAGGGAGCUGUCCUCCGAGGAGGCCAGGACUGCCUGGGGCGGGGGAGCUAGAGCAUCUUUCUCAUUUAAAAUGUAACAAGUAUCCCCUUUGAAGAUGGGGACAGCCCAGAGUCAGCAGGCUCCCGGAAAGAGCAACACCGAAAAAGGAAAGUGAAGACCACAGAGGGGAAAAAACAAAGGAUUUUUUUUAGCACAUGGGGGUAUUUGGAAGGUAAUUUAUUACUACUUAUUUUCCUUUCCAACUGUGUCACCUAUGACCUUUCCUGAUGGAGGCCGUUCUCUUUUCCCUGCGGAUGCUUUUCUCAUGUGCUGUGUGCCCCCAACCUAGAGCAGCCCGGCCGGGCAGGACCGGGGCCGGUGGCAUCUCCUGCCAGAGGCCGGAGCCGAGGACCCCGCUCUGCCAGAGGCUCGCUCCCUCGCCCGCCCGCUCUGCUCACCGCUGUCCCCACACUGUCCUCUGCCCCUGGAACAUAGGCUGCAGGCCCAGGGCAGGGGGGUGGCACAUUCAGGAACGACAGGGCACCCAGACUCCCGCCUCCCAGGCUCCUGAGGCCUCCGUGGGGAGUGGCAGGCAGGGCUGUCCCCAAAGGCAUGGAAGAAGGUGAAGCCACCAACUUUACAGCCUGGAAGCCAGGGGUAGGCAGGGCACAGCGGGGGGCAGGGAGGGGAAUCUGAGGUGCAGCUGUGCCCAAGGCUGGACCCCCAGUGAAGCACCAGGCCAGGCCUCAGGGUGGCUGUGGCUGGGACUGAGGGGAAGACAAGGUGGCCUUGGGACCAGGCAGCCAGGUGCACCUUCCUUCUCUGCUACAGCGCAUGCUAAGCAACAGGUGAGAGGGCAGAGGCCACCAGCGCCCCCAGGUGCCCGCCGUGAUGACCCUCAGGUGGCAGUGACUCUGUCACUGUAGACGACAUUUUCUCCUGCUGAGCAGAAGCAUCUUCCCCUGCAAACUACCUCUUCCCACGACGUCUUUCUCCCCUGGUACCAAAAAGAACCCUGUACCUCCUCCUCCUCCUCCUCCUCCUCUCUCCUGCCAGCGCAGUGGCCUUGGUCUUGGGAACCCAAGGGAGAAGGUGCGGGCCCCAGGGUGGGGCUCUCCUCCCCCAGCCCCACCGUCAGCUCCGGCCCUCUGCGAGGUUCGAUACUUGAACGCCCCCGCCCUGUGCCUUGGGCCUGGGCGAAGCUAAGAGAAGGGAGACAGCACAACUCACAAUUUGAGCUGGUGGGGGGAGUGGUCUUGGCCAGGCUCCUGUCCUCCCCCCUGGCCCCCAGCCUUUGCAAAAGAGGUGUGCGGCCUCUCGGGCGACUCGGAAACUCCUGAACGAAUUCCACUCUAACUUAUUUUGACGUGUAUACACACCAACCGUUUAGAACGUCCCACUUGUGCAAAGCCCUACUGUGUUUCCACGUUCCUGUUUAAGAGAAAAGUUUACUUAGCAAUAAUUAUAAAUAAAUGAAUAUUCUUUAGCA